Molecule: messenger RNA, 1753 nt
Organism: Rosa rugosa (rugosa rose)
Lineage: Eukaryota; Viridiplantae; Streptophyta; Magnoliopsida; Rosales; Rosaceae
Exons: 5
Coding region: 309-1328 (339 amino acids)
Biological process (GO): Golgi vesicle transport
Cellular component (GO): membrane
Source: RefSeq, a predicted model, not a curated record
UCGUUAAAACAGAAAAAGAAAAAGGGGAAGAAAUGGUUUUUGGAUUUUUAGCUUCUCUCCCAAACCACCUUCUUCUUCUUCUUCUUCUUUCUCCUGCCAACUCCAAAUAACGGCAUCUCUCCCUCCACGACGUCGUUUUUCUAUUUCACAUUUGAAUUGUCAAUUUUUUGGAGUCAAAAUUCCAUUUCCAAUUUGAAAAUAUUUUAAGCUAGGGUUUUCGUUAGUAUUUAUCCAUAGAUUACACGAGUUUAGUUUGUUAAAUUUGUGGGGGUGUAUUUGAUUAUACGAAUCGCGGUGGUGGUUCAUAAAUGGCGUCCAGUUUUGAUCGGUGGGAGAAGGAUCCAUAUUUCUCGGCGGCCGAGCAAGUUCAAGAAUCUGCCGACAGGAUGGAAUCUACAUAUAGAACAUGGAUUCACGCCAAGAAAGACACUUCCAGUAUGUGGAAUCCGGACGAACUCUGCAGGGAUCUCCGCACUACUCUUGGAACUACCAAAUGGCAGUUAGAUGAGUUUGCACGAGCAGUCAGGGCAAGUUAUGCCAGAGGCCCAAGUGAAGACGCAAGAGACAGGCACCGCGAAUUCAUUGUUGCUAUGGAGGACCAGAUUUCUAAAGUUGAAAAUGCAUUACGGGAAUCUGCCUUUUCUGAGGGCAAGACUUCUCUGCCUUGGGUGCGUUUGGACGAAGGAGAGUGUAACGAACUAGCUUCUUUUCUUUCUGGACUGACUGCUUCUCAAGAGAAAGUUCUUGCUAAGAGUAAGGAUAUUGAAAACCUACGAGUGACGGAUAGAGAAUCAGCACCAGAUUGUUCAAAGAACUCAUGCGGUUCAGGGGGUUCCCGGGAGGCUAGGGAGGAGAAGUUACAUGGGCAUAGGAGGACAGCUAGUGCUAGUGCUGAUAUUGGUUCCUGGAAGAUUGCGGUCUAUGAUGAUGGUCACUUACCAUCUUCGUCUUCUAUGAUGAUUGAACAACCUGUGCGAAAGAUACCCAGUUUCUCUGGGUUUAUUAGUUCCAUGGAAUCUGCAUCGAAGUUGAAGUGGUCAAAGAAUGGUUUUAGGAAGUGGAAGGCAGUGGACCGUCAUGAAGACACUGAUGCUGCAUUGUUACCAUCUACUCAGUUGACUAAGGGCAUUGAUGCUUGCUAUGAAAGAAGCAAGAGCUGUUUGGAUAGUGAUUGCUAUGAUAAACAAUUAUAUGGCUGGUAUGGAGCUAUACAGAGACAACUUCAACGAUCUCAGUACUAUGUGCAGUAUAGUUGGCCUGCUCAUGUAGCUUUUUGGAUUGUUCUUCUCCUUUGCUUGAUUUUUUUGAUUGCAUUCCGUGCAAUCUGAGGAUGUGACCCUCUCCUCAGUUUUUGGUAGCUCGUGGAAGCAGGAGGAGAAAUGGGUCUCAGUUCAUUGAAAAACUCUAUAUAUGUUGUCAGAGAUGGAGAUAGAGGUAGGAAAUAUUGUCUAUUGAACAGAAUAUGUUCAUACAUGAAGUGCCAAACGGCAAACACCACCUGGAACCUUCAAAGAAUCCCUCUUCUGUUUUUGUUUGUUGUUUUCCUGUAUCAUCUCUUAAUCUUGAUUUCUUUGAUGGAGGGUAAGUUCUGUUGUAAUAUAGUACGAACAAUAUCAAAAAUACUGUGCCAAGUUUGUUAGCCAAAUGACGAUAGCUCAGCUCCACUGGAUCUUGUAAUAUAAUUUCUCUUUACUGUAGGCACUUCUUAUGUAGUGGUACUAAUUGUGUAGUAUGUGAAAGUUCAGAUUUCCUA